Frankliniella occidentalis (western flower thrips) is the source of this 2275-nucleotide messenger RNA. Its product is annotated as N(4)-(beta-N-acetylglucosaminyl)-L-asparaginase-like. NCBI's taxonomy places the organism in Eukaryota, Metazoa, Arthropoda, Insecta, Thysanoptera, Thripidae. The record is from RefSeq and is a predicted model, not a curated record. Gene Ontology annotation, biological process: protein deglycosylation. Gene Ontology annotation, molecular function: N4-(beta-N-acetylglucosaminyl)-L-asparaginase activity. The coding region runs from base 91 to 2019 and encodes 642 amino acids. The transcript is spliced from 7 exons. Gene Ontology annotation, cellular component: lysosome.
CGCCACGCCCCGCCACGCCCCGCCGAGAGGCUGCGUCUGAGCGGCAGUGCAGUGUGGGCAGUGUGUGGAGCGUGUCAUCGGCGAGCUGACAUGAUCGCGCUGGUGCUGCUGGUCCUCGCCGCGGCCGUGCGGGCCGCCCCGCCGCCCCAGGCUUCCGGGAGCGUGGUGCGCGCCCCGGCGUCGCCCGUCGUCAUCACCACGUGGGACUACCAGCAGGCGGCGGCCAGAGCCUGGAGGGUCCUGGCGGACGAGCAGCGCUCCGCGCUGGACGCGGUGGAGGAGGGGUGCUCGCUGUGCGAGGCCAUGCAGUGCAGGGGGACGGUGGGCUUCGGCGGCAGCCCCGACGAGGCCGGCGAGACGACCCUCGACGCCAUGAUCAUGGACGGGGUGACGAUGGACGUGGGCGCGGUGGGCGCGCUGCGCCGGGUGCGCUCGGCCAUCUCGGUGGCGCGCCGCGUCAUGGAGCGCACCUCGCACACGCUGCUGGUGGGCUCGCAGGCCACCAGGUUCGCCGUGCAGAUGGGCUUCCCCGAGGAGACGCUCAGCACAAACGGCUCACAGUCCAUGUGGCACGACUGGCUGCUCAACAGCUGCCAGCCCAACUUCUGGAAGAGCGGCAUGUCACCCGACCCCAGGAAGCAGUGCGGACCCUACCGACCCGACGAGAAGUUCCCCAUCUUGUCCGAGAUCCACGCGGCGGAGCUCGCGCCCAAGCCGAUGCUCCCCAAGACCGAGGCCAAGCCCACCGAAGCCGGGACGGAGGCAAAGCCCACCGAAACAACGACGGAGGCCAAGCCGACCGAGGCUGUGACGGAGGGCAGAGCCACUGAGGCUGUAACAGAAGCCCAGCCCACCGAGGCUGCGACGGAGGCCAAGCCCACGGCAGAGGCCGUGACGGAGGCAAAGCCAACCGAGGCUUCGACGGAGGCCAAGCCCACCGAGGUCGUGACGGAGGCCAAAGCCAUAGAGGUGGCCACCGAGGCAAAAGUCGAAGCCACGACGGAGGGCAAACUUAUCGAGGCCACCACUGAGGGCAAGGCCUCGGAAGUGUCGACCGAAUUCGUACCUGCAACGAUCUCGUCGGAGCCCGCCAUAGACACUAAGUCCAACGAAGCUGUCACAGAUUCUAAGCCCUUGGAGACCGCCACCGAAGAGGUCAGGAGUGGAGAAGCUGUGACCGUGGCUGCGGCCAAGCCCGUCGAGAUCACGACUGAAGCAGUAACAGAGGCGAAAGCAGAGGUCACGACGGCGGAGGCUUUCCCGGAGGGGAAGUCAGCGGAUCCCGCAGUCCCCGUCUCCACCGAGGAGACCAUGGUGGACACCGCAGUCGAAACCAACACCGUCACCGCCCCCGAGGUCACCGUGGCCGUGGCCGACGAUAACCCGAUGACAACGGCCGUCCCCGAGUCCACGACGUCGGGCGUCGCGCCGACGGACACCAUCCCCGAGGUCGUCGAGGCCGCGGCGCCGGCCGAGGCCAGCAGGCGGAGGCGCAGGCGGGCGUCCGUCCCGAGGGCCGUGGUGGACCCCUGGAACCACGACACCAUCGGCAUGGUGGCCAUGGACGCGGAGGGGCGGCUGGCCGCCGGCACCUCGACCAACGGCGCGCGCCACAAGAUCGCAGGGAGGGUGGGUGACUCGCCGAUCCCCGGCUCCGGGGCGUUCGCAGACCAGGAGGUCGGCGCGGCGGCCGCGACCGGCGACGGGGACAUCAUGAUGAGAUUCGUUCCUUCGUUCCUCGCCGUCGAGCUGAUGCGACAGGGCGCGACGCCCGAGAAGGCGGCCAACGAGGCCAUCCGCCGCAUCGCCGCGCGCUACCCGGACUUCUCCGGGGCGCUCAUCGUGCUGCGCAAGGACGGCGAGUACGCCGCCGCCUGCAACAACCUGCCGCUGCGCGUCUUCCCCAACGGCUUCCCGCUCACGGUGCGCUCCGCCGAGGAGGGCCGGGUGGCCAUCAAGUACUACCCCUGCGAGGGCGCCCGCACCAACAGCCGGCAGCUCCUGGACGGCGACUGGUGAUUGUGCUCACUCAGGACGCCGAUUAGAUUUUCCAAAUUCGGGAUUUACGCUUUUAGAAGUCUAAGGAAAUUCCGCGUAAUACAACCCCCCUGCGUUUUUCAAGGGGAUAAGGGGGCGGAGGGCGUGAAAAGUUACCAAUACUGUGCCAAUAAGAACUACAUCAUCGGAGGUCUGCUUGAAAGGGAGCUGAUAACAAUCGUUGCUGUGAUAUUUUUCUGCCUUCGUGUUUAAAUAAAACUAAGUUUGUUGUCGUUUA